AUGAAUAAAUUUCUCGAAUUACCGGAGGAGAUUCUCGCAUUAAUUUUUAGAUAUAUUGUUGACAAAGACAAGUGUAAAGAAUUAAUAACAUUUCUGCCAUUACAAAUUUAUGCACUAAAGAAAAGAUAUAAAAAAUAUAUAAUUGGAAGUGAUUGUAAAUACAUUAAUUUCAUUGAUGGAUCAGUUAAUGAUUUAUUAGAUCUUUAUAAGAAAUACGAAUUUAAACCUCCAAAAAUCAUUGGAAAGCUACACGAAAUUUUGGAAUUGUUCGAAGUUGAAGAGCAGCAUCUGAAAAAGAUUAGUAGUUUCGAAAAUUCGAACUCAAUUUACAAUUUUAUUAAUGACAAAAACAUACAAUUUGAACUAUGUUUGAAUGAGUUUACAAAACUUGAAGAAUUAGAAACAAUUUUAACUAAAAUUAAUGUUGUCGGCAUCCAUUUUCAGAAAAAUGGAAGGUGGUUUCAUAAUAUAGAGUUUCAAGGUUCAUCAGUAGGAGAAUAUAAAAUUGAUACCGUUAAGUCGUUUUUGGAAUUUAUGGAACCAAUCAAUUUGUCAACUUUAUCAACACCAUAUAAAAAUUCAUUAAUUGAUUAUUUACCCAUAUCCUUAAAAAAAUUGACUUUAUUUUUUCAUGACUCUCCAGCAGGUGAUUUGAAGUUGGGUAAAUUCAUAAACCUUAAAUGUUUUACUUGUGAAAGCCUUAAUAAUAUACAAUCAUUAGAUGAACUUCAACUUCCAAUUUCCCUUAAAUAUUUAGAGUUAUUAUCAUGUAGUGGUUUAAAUUAUUUACACAAUUUGGACAAAUUUACUAAUUUGAUUGCCCUUAACAUAUUGGGAUGUUAUAAUUUUUUUGAUUUUAUCAAUACUUCAUUUCCUGAUUCAUUGAGAUCGUUAAUUUAUUGGCCCAGUCUAACCACAAUGGAUAUCAAACAAAUAUACAAUGAUGUUUGUAGUGGUAAUAAUAAUGAAUUUAAAAUUAUAAAUUUUUCAAAGGAUGGUCAAUCAUUUAUUAUUGGUUCUGAUUUUCAGUUUCCUCAUAGAUUAAUUAAUUUGGCAAUGGCUGAUUGUAAACGUUUUAUAUUGGAGCCUAAUACUAACUUAGAAUGUCUUUCUACUGUAAGACUAAUAGGUUUGACAAUGACAGAUUUAAAUGGAAUCUUAAAGUCGCUUCCAAAAAUUAUGAAUGAAGUUUAUAUUCAAAGUUCAAAUAUAAUAAAUAAUGAUGAAAAAUUAGUGUUUCCAUCUUUGAUACGAUUGGGUAUCUCGAAGAAUAAAUUUGAAUAUGGUUUUGAAGUGAAAUUUUCUUAUCUAGAUAGAAUACAGGACAUUUCAAUUACACGCAAUGAAAUAAUGAAGGCUGGCAAAAAAAUAGAGAAAGAUGGUAAAAUUAAUCAAUCAAUGGAUCCAACUUUGUUUUUGUCCCCAGGUUCAGUUCAUAAGUAUAUUGUUAAACCGCUGGGAACACAUAACUCAAGCUCAGUAUUAGAAACAUUUCAGUUUCCAAAUUUGGGUAAACUCAAUUUAGAGCAUAGGCAAACUAGAUUCAUAUGUAACUUAAUUGACAUUCCUCAAAUUUCAUUUUUAGGUUGUGAAGUAUUAAGAUCUAUCCGAUUAAUUAAUGUAGAUUUUGACAUUUUAAAUUUAAAUCUUUUUCCAAUAACUUUACAAGAUCUACAUAUUAAAGGAUUUAAAUUAAAUUCAAUUUCAGGAAAAUUUAGUACAUUACAAAAUCUAAAACAAUUAAGUAUAAUAAAUAGUAAGAUUAAUUACGAUAUGUUAGUGAAUCAAACAUUUCCUGAUAAUUUAGAAACUUUAGAUCUUUCACAAAACAAACUUGAAGAUUUAACAUGUUUAAAUAUUACAAAUUGUACAAAUUUGUCACGUUUGCAUUUGAGAGAUGUUACGAAAUUGAAAAAGCCAAAAGGUGCUACUGAUUUGAGGAAUUUUGUUUUGAAGAUAAAUUCAAACUCUAGAAGUUGUAAAGCGUAUCUAUCAGCUUAUGCAAGUCCAGGAACAAGAAUUAUAUUUGAAAUUAGGGAUGGCAAAGUUAAAACUUAUUGA
Molecule: messenger RNA, 2061 nt
Organism: Lodderomyces jiufengensis
Lineage: Eukaryota; Fungi; Ascomycota; Pichiomycetes; Serinales; Debaryomycetaceae
Exons: 1
Coding region: 1-2061 (686 amino acids)
Molecular function (GO): protein binding
Source: RefSeq, a predicted model, not a curated record